AAAUGUCGAGGCAACUUGAACCUCGGCAGGAGUGCCGGUUCCUGAGGCUCAAUUCUUUCUAGCGCGGCGAUUUCUCCGCAAUCCAGCGACUUUUGAGUCUUGGAAAACGCGGAGCGCGCCUUUGAAUCUCGGAACACCGCUUCCCCCACAUGGUCACCAGCGGACGGUCUACCCUUCCUAGUAAACGUCCGUUGGACGCCUAGCACUCGGACGGCAAUCGCCCGACGAACCGGCUGCGAUCAGCAGACGUCUACGUCAAUCCGGAUAGCUUUGGAAGAGCUUGGGGGAAUUAUGCAGGUUAUGAUGCGGAAGAGCAGGAUGAGUUCGGCGGUAUAAGAGUGCAGUGGCCCCGGAAAAGUUGGAGCACAGCUCUCGUGAAGACCUGCAGAACGCACAAUGCUGGGACCAAAGCUAUUGUUGACUACAGUGUUUGCUGGCGCUCUUGCGUCAGCUAGCUACCUGCCUCCAACUGCUGAAGAGCCUCACUUCUCUCAGCAUAUGAGGAGGCAGAGCAAUGGCACAAACUUCCAUGGCCCGUAUAGCACCCAGGGAAGAGAGAUUGUCGACAGCCGUGGUGAGGCCGUCACUUGGGCUGGUGUCAAUUGGCCAAUGUCGGGAGAGACUAUGAUCCCAGAAGGCCUUGAAUGGGCAUCUGCAGGAGAGAUUCUUGACGACAUUGCAAGUGUUGGCUGGAACUACAUCCGCAUGGGCUACGCCAUUGAGAUGGUUGAUCAGGUCUACGACAGAAACGGAACAGAUGUACCUCUCGAGGUUGCGCUGAUCAACGCUCUGGGCUACGUCAAUGGGACCAAGGUCACAAAUGAGAUCAUCGCAAAGAACCCGGGCUGGACGACACAGACCACCCGCUUCGAGAUCUGGUCCGACAUCGUGUCACUCGCCGAAGAGAAGGGCAUCUUCAUCUCGCCCGACGUCCACGUUGGCAAGGCACAAUGGUGCUGCUCCCACAUCGACGGCAACGCCUGGUUCGACGACGUGAACUUCAACGCCACGCACUGGCGCCGCGGCCUCUCGUACGUCGCCAAUUGGGCCAAGCAGCACCCCAACGUCGUCAGCAUGUCGCUGCGCAACGAGAUGCGCGAGUCGUGGAACAUCACAAACCUGUACUACAACUGGGACACACUUGUGGGCAACAUGACCGCGGGCGCUGACGCCAUCCACGCCGCCAACCCCGACAUCCUCAUCAUCUGGGGCGGCAUGCAGUACGGCCAGGACCUGUCCGCGCUGACCAGCGGCAAGAACAUUCUAACUGCGCCCUGCUACAAGUGCACCGCGAUCCGCGACGCCGCCCGUCGCGAGCCCGUCGUGUUCAACCUUGCCGACCACGCCUGGUCCAAGAAGCUGGUGUGGGAAUUACAUUUGUACCGCAUGAGCGAGGACGUUGACACCGGUAACUGCGACAUCAUCAAGGCGGGCUUCUACCGGAAUGGUAUGAACGCGCUCGGUAUUGAAGCUCCGUCCGCGUGCAACAUCACCAACGACUGCCCCGAGGCCGUCACACAGACACCAGUCAUUAUCUCGGAGUUUGGCAGUGGCCAGGAUGAGACGCUGUUCAAUGACACUCUUCAGAACUGCCUGAAGGAGUACACAAUUGAGAACAAGAUCAGCUGGAUGAUGUGGAGUGUUGCGGGUAGCUACAGGAUCAGGUCUGGCGUGCAAGGAUUUCCGGAUACCUGGGGCCUGACGACACCGGACUGGACUGGAUGGCAGUACGAGCGGGGUAUUGAGGAGUUCUGGAAGCCGUGGACUGAGGCUAUGAAUGUGACGCAUGUGGUGUAGAUACAUACAACAUCAGCCACUUAUACAACAUCAGCCACUUUGUAAUGAUACGAAAGUUUGCUUGAAUACAC
Messenger RNA from Boeremia exigua, 1868 nucleotides. RefSeq names its product beta-1,6-galactanase. The record is from RefSeq and is a predicted model, not a curated record. The coding region runs from base 397 to 1797 and encodes 466 amino acids. NCBI's taxonomy places the organism in Eukaryota, Fungi, Ascomycota, Dothideomycetes, Pleosporales, Didymellaceae. The transcript has 3 exons.